CUUGACAGCAGCAGCACAGAGCCGCUGCACCGCUGCGCUGCACUGAUGCAAAGUUCACGUCCAAGCGGAAACAUACGGUGCAGACCGCAAACCGAGGAGGAUGACAGAGAAAAGACGUGGUGAAGUCGUGUCAUUGUGAAGGGACUGCGCUCUAACUUUUUUUAAAGACAGUGUUUGGUUUGGCUGUUCUGGGCUACUGUAGAAACAUGGCGGUGCAACAUGGCGAUCUCCUUGGACUAGGACCCGCUCCCUAUAUAGAUAUGAAUGGCUCAUUCUAAGCUGGCCUAAAGUGAACUGAAUGAAAACACAGAAGCCCCCCCACCUGGAAACCACCGGGGAACUAAGUGGAUUGAAGAAGGCAGAGAGCAAGUGAGGGAGUCAGAGAGGGAGGGAAGACAGAAGGGAUUAGCAGCUAAUCCAGCGCAUGGACAAUCCUGGAUGAGCCGUAUUUUUUCUUCCAGGAUGAUGCAAACAAAACAGUUGCUGGAUUACGGCACUUUACUUUAUUGCCCCUUUUGAGAAAGCCUCUUUUUUGCCUCAGCUCUGAUUGUGCUGCUCAAAGGUCUGACAUCUUGGGUGCAGAGGGGCCAGGAGGACAGAGGACAAAGUAGCGGGGCGACAGGAUGUCCCAUGGACAGCGUGGCGCUACACAUGGAUAAACCUCUUUAGUGGGAGACAGUGCAUGGCAGUGGACCCCCCCCAGACGAAGACAACUGCAUGAGACGCACAAGGUCUUCUCAAAAGUUGAGCUCUACUGAAGAUGGAAAAAGGAGUCGCUGCCCUGGACCCUGAACUGGGAUUUAAACUUGACUGACAUGUAAUCAGAGCUCACACGCUGUCAUUCACAUUAAAGGGAAAUUAUACAACUUUUCUGCCGCCAUGAGUCUGGGAAAACUGCCAGGGAUUAAGGGCCUUGUAUCGGGCUCUCAAGGGAAACGUCGUUUCAAGAGCGAACUCUCUGUGGACAUGAUCAGCCCGCCGCUGGGUGACUUCAGACAUACUAUGCAUGUGGGCCGUGGCGGAGACGUGUUUGGUGAUACUUCCUUCCUUAGCAACUAUGGGGGCAUCAGGGAGCCAGGAAGUCCGGACUCGUCAAACAGCUCCAAGACAACCGGGUUCUUCACCCGCACCUUUCGGCAUGUGCGGAAGAACUCUGGGCCUCGACCGCGAGGGGGCUCCCGUGACCUGUCAUCCCCGCCACCUGACAUCUCACCCAUCAUCAAAAACGCUAUCUCCCUUCCCCAGCUGAACAUAGACUCCCCCAAUGGGUGCCUACAGAGGGUGCUGUUCUCCAGCUCCAUCAGCACGACAGAUGACUCCCUCUGCACAUAUGGUCUGCAGUCUGGAUUUGUCACUCUGCCCCGCUUCUCUCGCCUUGACAGACAGUUUCAAGAUGGAGACGUCCGGAAAGGGUCUUUAACCGACAGCGGAGGCAUCACACUGACACGCUCAGACUCCCUCACCUCGUUCACUGUAGACCUCGGCCCUUCCCUUAUGACUGAGGUACUGAGCUUGAUUGACAACCCCAGCUGCCUUCAGAUGUCCAAUCGCAGCCAGGCAGCAGAUGAGGAAGAAGAAGAGGACGACGGCUCUCUGGCAGAGACGCCUGUGCAGAGCCCUUUGAUGACUUCUCCCAAUCCUUCCAUGGGAAGCGGGUCAUUCAGCAGUAACAUGAACAACAGGGGGCACUCUUGUAGCUCUAACUGGACAGAGCAAGAGGAGGAGAGGAGGUCACAGAGGACACCAGACGCAUGUGCUGGGUCUCCUCAGAGAGCGGAGCCUGCCAUGGAGGCAGAGAGGUUUCAGAGGGCGGCUGACGUGCUGUCUCGUCAUUAUGGUGGAGGGUCCUUCACAAGGGGAUCAAGGACGAGCAUCAACACCACCUCUCCUGCUUUUUCCCAAAGCCACAAAACACCAUAUGCCUUUUCUGAAGAGGAGGAAGAGAUCAAAGUCUAGAUGUUGAAACUUGGAAAAAGAGUAAGGACUGCAUCGAUGAAAUAAAACAAAUAAACAAAAACUUCAUGUGACCUGCGUUCUGGAUUCAUUUCUGGUCACAGAGGCUGAACUUGUCCAUAGAAAUAUCUUUCCUCUUCUCACAGGGGACAUCAUUGAUCAGCUACCAUAUCCUGGUGUUUAUUCAGUGUCUGCAGAAUGGAUGUUUGAUGAUGAUCUUGACUCUGGACCUUCCCCUUUCUGUGCACUACUAUCUAAACUAAUCUAAACAUAUAAGUCACUGAAUGACUCUGACAUCACAAAAUGGAUUCCUGUCAGGACAAACUCUUGAUAAUGUAAUAAUGACUUUUAGUUUUAUUAGUAACAAAGAUUAAAACCUGCAUUAACUAUACUUGUGACUGGAGACUACAGUGGAGCCCCAUACAUUUUGAAUGGACUUUUUCUAUUUUUUAUUCACAGUGUACAUAAUCACCUACUCCAUAAUCAUGAUGUUCAGUGUCUUUACAUAAAUAAGGAAGUUCAGGGUCAAAGGUCUGAGGCGUCAAGCUGAAUCUGAGGAACAGAGUUUUAUAACAACUGUGAUAAAACCUCUGUAUAUUGUGAAUAAAUUAACUGUUAUCAGGAAUAAUGGUGUUAAAACUCAGUUAGUUGUACAAUUACAGCUGAUAUUCUCCCCAGUGUCUAUGAGAUGACUGCACCUGUAACAUCUAUAUAGGAUUGUUUAUCAAGCUUUUAUCAGUAUUAGUUUACGUUUUUCUAAAAUGAUAUGGCUGAUGUAAUAAAUGC
Messenger RNA from Epinephelus moara (kelp grouper), 2739 nucleotides. It is a transcript of the gene cdc42ep1b, whose product is annotated as CDC42 effector protein (Rho GTPase binding) 1b. Bases 880 to 1956 code for a protein of 358 amino acids. The record is from RefSeq and is a predicted model, not a curated record. The transcript is spliced from 5 exons. Lineage: Eukaryota; Metazoa; Chordata; Actinopteri; Perciformes; Serranidae.